Menidia menidia (Atlantic silverside) is the source of this 1191-nucleotide messenger RNA. NCBI's taxonomy places the organism in Eukaryota, Metazoa, Chordata, Actinopteri, Atheriniformes, Atherinopsidae. The record is from the annotation of a GenBank genome assembly.
AUGUCUCUCCUGGACCACAGUCCCCAUCAGGGCGGAGGCCCCGAUCUGACCAAAGUGGAGGUCAAGCUCAACCACUCUGAGCUUUUCAGAGCAGAAUGCAAGAGGCUGAUCCGGGAAACCGACAAGGCCUGCAAACGCAUGCAGGACGAUGACAAUAGGCGACUUGAUCAGCGAGUCCGAGACAUCCAGUUUCUGAAGAAGGAGUUGGAGCUGAAGCUGGAGGAGAUAACGCAGGAGACGGAUGUCCUCCUGCUUUUGCAAAGCCGAGUCAUGAAGGCCAUGGAAGCAAGCACAGAGCCUCUGAGGGUCACCAACUUGUGUUUGGUGGAGAGAAUGAAGCGUGAGCCGUCCGAGAGGCUGCAUGACAACGUGGACUGCGAGCUGCGGAGAGAGCGGGAAGUUCUCGAGGGAGUGGCGUCCCUUCUGCAGCGUGUGCAGGAGCAGAUCUCUGAGCAAAUACGGCUGAACCGCUCUGCCAAGUACCAUCUAGAGCAGGAUCUGAAGGAUAAGUUCAAAGCUCAGUCCAUUGACAACUCCUGUGCUUUAAUGACCGCCCACUCCAUCAACGGCACGCAGAGGUCAAACAACAAGAUGGCCGUCCUGCCCAGCUUGGUAGUGACUCCGAUGCAGUGGGAGAACUUGUCGGACAUCAACAUCGCUAAAGCGGAGCAUCAGAGGACCAACUCCGUGUCCCUGCGGGCCCUGGUGGAGUCUGUGCUGGAGCAAACGGCAGCUGACAUGCAGAAGCAGGUCAAAGCCACUUCAGCAGCCAUCCAGCUAAAUGUCCAGCAGAUCAAGUCUGACAAGAGCCAGAUGGAGGAUAAAAUGCCUAAGCUUCAGGCUGAGAUCACCAACCAGCAGAGGAUCAGAGAGGACCUCCUUGUGGCCAUGACACAGAACGAGCACUUCUGGAGUUUGGCUCAGGCCCGGCUGGCUUUGCGCUGCCAGAGGCCCGGCAAAGAGCAGUGCCAUGAUCCGGCACAGGCCCAGCUCCUCGCCGAGGUCCAGCAGCUCAGUACCCACAUCGACAAACUGCGUGAAGACGCGCUCCAGUCAGAGGAGGAGCAGCGGGCGCUGGCUCGCUGCCAACUGGCGCUUCGGGAAGACAUCGAAAUCAAAGCCAAGAGCCUUUACAUUGACGAGGUGGUCUGCAUGCAGCACCGGGAGACCAUUGUCCUGAACAAGUUCUGA